AGUUCAUCCACGGAGUACUCUCCUCCGAUUUUGAAGAGAUCUGUACAUACUUUUUUUGACACGUUUUGCCAUCCCGCCCUGAGUCAUAUAAAGUUACUCAUUACAUAUAAGGGCUGCAUCCCCUGUAUUACAAUUUAUAUCGUCAACAAAACAUCUACCUACUCAAUUGCCCCGCACUUUGCGACUCCAAUAUAACACGUUGAAUAAUGGCUCCCAUCGUCCACUGCGUCCGUCACGCCCAGGGCGUUCACAACCUUGGUCGACAGUUUUACGGCAUCCAGGACCCUGACCUCACCGAGCUGGGCCAGCAGCAAUGUCUGGACCUCCGCAAGAAGUUUCCUUACCACAAGAACGUUGAUCUUCUCGUCGCCUCUCCUAUUCGCCGAACCAUGUACACUUGCCUGAUCGGAUUCCAGCCCGAGACGGAGCGUGGUCUGACGGUUAUUGCGCUUCCCGAGAUUCAGGAAACGAGCGAUAAUAAAUGCGAUACCGGCAGCGACCUGCCUAAACUGAAGGAGGAGUUCAAGGACCAGCCUGUGGAUCUCUCGCGUGUGGGAGAGGACUGGAACAGCAAGAAAGGAAGAUGGGCACCGACUGAUGUCGCCUUGACCGCCCGUGCCAAGGCCGCGCGCCAAUGGCUCAAGGCCAGACCGGAGAAGGAGAUUGUCAUGGUCACGCACGGUGGUUUCUUGCACCACUUCAACCAGGACUGGGAGGGCUUCGACCCCGUCGUGGGCACCGGCUGGAAGAACUGCGAAUUCCGCACCUAUGAGUUUGUCGAUGAGGAGGGCGACAAUGCCUCGCUCAAGGAGACUGCGGAGUCUCGUGAGCGGAGACGCGGCGCUGAGCAGCCUCUGACUGAGACCGAGAAGACACAGCUGGAAGUUACGCAGCAGCGCACUGCGGAAGAGAUCAAGGCGGUUGCCUAAAUGUCUGUGCGAGGUAUCUUUUUUCUUUUCUUGUGAAUCGGAAGUUAUUUGGUGAUUUGAUUCAGUUGGAGAGAUAGACAUCUUGUUUCUUUCGUCUUUUUAUGAGAUAUGACUUGCAUAUACUGGCAUCAUUUCAUAUUAGACGAUUCUCUUUUUCCUUUACAUAUAUGCAUACCCAUUUUAGACUUAGACUCUCAGACUUGCAAAUAUAAUGCACUUUGCUCAU
This is a messenger RNA of Xylona heveae TC161, 1155 nucleotides long. RefSeq names its product putative phosphoglycerate mutase. The record is from RefSeq and is a predicted model, not a curated record. The transcript is spliced from 3 exons. Gene Ontology annotation, molecular function: phosphatase activity. Gene Ontology annotation, cellular component: cytoplasm. The coding region runs from base 207 to 929 and encodes 240 amino acids. Lineage: Eukaryota; Fungi; Ascomycota; Xylonomycetes; Xylonales; Xylonaceae.